UUGUGCGGUGUUUCCUGAGGCUGACGCAGGCCGGAGCUCAGUUUCAUUUCAUAAUUAGAUCAGCAGCUGUGAGAGGUCAACAUCUGGCCGCAGGUGACUCGGCUCCUCCUCACACUCACAGAUCGAGCAGGUGACCCGCUCCACAACAAAAACAUCCGAGUCAGAAAGUGUCUGAGCUCAUCAUAGGUCAAAGUCUACGUCAUUACGAGAGGCAGCAGGUGGAGUGUCUGGACCAAUAUUUGAGCUUCCUGAUGAUGUCACAGUGACGGUCUGAAACAUGAAAACAGAUACAAGCUUUGGUGCACAGGUGUCACAAAAACAGCAAAGCUUAACAGACUGACGUCCCGUGGCGCCCAGCAAGUGCUCCACAGCACGGCCUCCAUGAAGCAGCACAUACUGCAGCCUGAUUGGCUGCUAAAAGCAGUGAUCGAUUAGUGAUUGGUGAUCUUCUCAGAUCCUUGUGUUCUUCCUGCAGGGUCACAUUUAUGUGACAUCAUCCCUGCAGAUCAAUAAUUCAGAGAAGCAUCAGCCUAGUGCAAACACAGCCACUUCCUGUUAGAAUGACUGAUCACGUGACACACACGCGCGCGCACACACGCACACGGCGAUGUAGCCCCGCCCCUCCCGCCGGGCGGGGCGCGGUGCUGCAGCUCAGCAUCCUCAGCAGCAUCCAGGACCCGGUGCAGACCACAUCCCGGAGCAGGACACGGAGGAGCUCCACACGGGUGCAGGAACUGACCCGAAACCCUCAGUUCAUUGUGGGCGGAGCCACCAGGACCGACAUCUGUCAGGGCGCUCUGGGUGACUGCUGGCUGCUGGCUGCGAUUGGCUCGCUGACGCUGAACGAGCAGCUGCUGCAUCGCGUUGUUCCUCACGGUCAGAGCUUCAGCCACCAAUACGCCGGCAUCUUCCACUUCCAGUUCUGGCAGUUUGGGCAGUGGGUGGACGUUGUGAUCGACGACCGGCUGCCAGUCAAAGAUGGCGAGCUGCUGUUCGUCCACUCGGCUGAAGGCACUGAGUUCUGGAGCGCUCUGCUGGAGAAGGCCUACGCCAAGUUGAACGGGUCAUACGAGGCGCUGUCCGGCGGCAGCACCACUGAGGGCUUCGAGGACUUUACGGGAGGCGUGUCAGAGAUGUACGAGCUGAAGAAGGCGCCCAAAGAUCUUCAUCGCAUCAUCAGCAAAGCGCUAGAAAGAGGCUCGCUGCUCGGCUGCUCCAUCGACAUCACCAACAGCCUCGACAUGGAGGCGGUCACCUUUAAGAAGCUUGUCAAAGGCCACGCCUACUCUGUGACAGGCCUCAGACAGGUGGAGUACCGGCGCCAGCGCGAGCUGCUGAUCCGGAUCAGGAACCCCUGGGGUCAGGUGGAGUGGACCGGAGCAUGGAGCGAUAACUCCUCGGAGUGGAACGCCAUCGACUCGGCCGAGAAGGACGAGAUGCUGUGCAAGAUGGAGGACGGGGAGUUCUGGAUGUCAUUCCAGGAGUUCCUGCGUCAGUUCUCCCGGCUGGAGAUCUGCAAUCUGACUCCAGACGCUCUGAGCCAGGACUCCACCAGCUUCUGGAACACCGCCACGUACGAGGGCAGCUGGAGGAGAGGGAGCACCGCCGGGGGCUGCAGGAACCACCCGAACACCUUCUGGAUCAACCCUCAGUAUAAAAUUUCCCUGCUAGAGGAGGACGAUGACCCCGAAGAUGAAGAAGCCGCCUGCAGCUUCUUGGUGGCGCUGAUGCAAAAAGACCGCCGCCGCUACCGCCGCCAAGGCCAGGACAUGCACACCAUUGGCUUUGCCAUCUAUGAGAUUCCUCAACAGCACCGAGGCUGUCCCAGCGUUCACAUGAAGAAGGACUUCUUCCUGCGUCAGUCCUCUUGCGCUCGCUCAGAGACCUUCAUCAACCUGCGAGAGGUGAGCGGCAGGUUCCGCCUGCCGCCCGGCGAGUACCUGAUUGUCCCGUCGACCUUUGAACCCUCGAAGGAGGCGGACUUUGUCCUGCGGGUAUUCACAGAGAAGCAGUCUGAGAGCCAGGAGAUGGACGACGGCGUGGUGGCGAACUUUGAUGAAGAGGAGGAAGUGUCAGAGAGCGACAUCGACGACUCCUUCAGGUCCAUGUUCGCUCAGCUGUCUGGAGACGACAUGGAGAUCUCAGUGCGGGAGCUCAGGACCAUCCUCAACAGAGUCGUGUCCAAACACAGAGACCUGCAGACUGACGGCUUCAGCACGGAGUCCUGCAGAGCCAUGGUCAGCCUCAUGGACAAAGAUGGCAGCGCUCGCCUCGGGCUGCUGGAGUUUCAGAUCCUCUGGAACAAGAUCAGGAAGUGGCUGGGAAUCUUCAGAGAGUUCGAUCUGGAUAAAUCUGGCUGCAUGAAUUCCUACGAGAUGCGUCUGGCGCUGGAAAAUGGCGGCUUCAAACUGAACAACAAGCUGCAUCAGAUGCUGGUGGCUCGAUACGCCGACAACGAGAUCAUCGACUUUGACAACUUCACCUGCUGCCUCGUCAAACUGGAGGCCAUGUUCCGAACCUUCCAGCACCUGGACACAGACGGGACGGGCACCGUGGAGAUGAACCUCAUCGAGUGGCUCUGUAUGAGCAUGUGCGGCUGAGUCACCGGAGCGUCAGAGCGCCUCCUCCAGGAAGAACCAGUCCAUCACAGCUCUACUGCACUGAACUACACUGCAGUACUGCUACAGUAAAGCAUGCAGCAGAAAGAUAUUAAUCAGAGUAGUCUGCAGCCUUAUUCAUAUCCUGCAUGAUCACACACACAGGUAUUGUAGCACACCUGUGCAGGUAGUAGUUUCUAUAAUCACGGGUCUUCCAGCUGUUGAAUGGAUGCUGGGAGAAAAAUAAAGUAAUUGAUCAGCAUCGUUGUGUCUGUUUCUCUGAGCUUCGCCUCGUUUCCUGUGUGAGGAGCUGCUGAUGCUGCUCUUCCCCGACCU
Molecule: messenger RNA, 2933 nt
Organism: Haplochromis burtoni (Burton's mouthbrooder)
Lineage: Eukaryota; Metazoa; Chordata; Actinopteri; Cichliformes; Cichlidae
Product: calpain-1 catalytic subunit
Biological process (GO): proteolysis
Cellular component (GO): cytoplasm
Molecular function (GO): calcium ion binding; calcium-dependent cysteine-type endopeptidase activity
Source: RefSeq, a predicted model, not a curated record